UUCUGUGUUGUUCUGCCUGUAGGUCAAGAAAUCAAUGUCUCAGAUAGACAAACAAGUAUGCAUCCCACCGGAGCUGCCGGAAAUGCUGAAGCAGUUUACCAAAGCUGCCAUCUGGACCCAGCCUCAGGAUCUCAUGCAGUGGGCGGCGGAGUAUUUUGAGGCCAUGUCCCGUGGAGAGAUUCCUCCAGGGACAGAGCGAUCUCAGCAAGUUGCUUUAUCCAACUGGGCUGAGCUGACACCGGAACUGUUAAAGACCCUGCAUUCCCGAGUUGCUGGCAGACUGAUCAUCCAUGCAGAUGAACUGGCCCAGAUGUGGAAGGUGCUGAAUCUCCCAACAAAUCUGUUUAACAGUGUGAUGAAUGUGGGUCGCUUCACAGAGGAGAUUGAGUGGCUGAAGUUUUUAGCCCUUGCUUGUAGCUCCCUUGGAGUUACCAUUGCCAAAACUCUCAAGAUAGUGUGUGAAGUUUUAUCCUGUGAUCAUGAUGGAGGACCACCUCGGAUUCCUUUCAGCACCUUCCAAUUUCUCUACAAGUAUAUCGCUGAAGUAGAUGGAGAAAUCUCUUCAUCCCAUGUCAGCAGGAUGCUAAACUACAUUGAACAGGAAGUAAUUGGUCCUGAUGGUUUAAUCAAGGUGAAUGACUUUACCCAAAACCCCAGGGUUCGGCUGGAAUAAAAGCACAAUUUCGACAGGAAUGGUUACACUUCAGAAUGACUGAACUCCAUCCACCAUCUAAAGUCAAUUUUCUUGUACAACUGGUACAACUAAUAAACAAUUUGGCA
Nannospalax galili (Upper Galilee mountains blind mole rat) is the source of this 780-nucleotide messenger RNA. It is a transcript of the gene Ropn1, whose product is annotated as rhophilin associated tail protein 1. NCBI's taxonomy places the organism in Eukaryota, Metazoa, Chordata, Mammalia, Rodentia, Spalacidae. The transcript is spliced from 5 exons. Bases 35 to 673 code for a protein of 212 amino acids. The record is from RefSeq and is a predicted model, not a curated record.